Molecule: messenger RNA, 3015 nt
Organism: Coccomyxa subellipsoidea C-169
Lineage: Eukaryota; Viridiplantae; Chlorophyta; Trebouxiophyceae; Coccomyxaceae
Product: kinase-like protein
Exons: 14
Coding region: 1-2250 (749 amino acids)
Biological process (GO): protein phosphorylation
Molecular function (GO): protein kinase activity; protein binding; ATP binding
Source: RefSeq, a predicted model, not a curated record
AUGUGCGAAGCUGUGUUCAUCGCGAGCUCAGAAGCAGAAUCGAAGGCAUAUGACGAGGCUGAUGGCACUGUGGAGGCUCCUGCACUGAAUGGGGGUAUAAACGGCAAGGAGGGGAAUGCAGUCAAGCUGGCAGAGCCGGAGGCUAAGGUCCCAGAAGCGCCCCCUCCCUCAACGGCCGGACUGCCAUUUUCUGCCACCAAUAACAGGCCCGAGGAGAACGGCUUCUAUGGGGCCCCCAUCCCUGCCAACGAGAAGGAGCGGCAUGAGACACUGUGCGCAUGCCAAAUCCUCGACUCGGCCCCAGACCCACGGUUUGAUGACAUCACCAAACUGCUGUGCAGCAUCUUCCGAGUGCCCAUCGCGAUUGUCUCCCUGGUGGACACGGAUCGGCAGUGGUUCAAGAGCGCGCAGGGGCUGCCGGGGGUCACAGAGACCAGCCGAGCCACCUCCUUCUGCGCGUGGACCCUGCUGCCUAAGAACCCCGAGGUGCUCAUUGUCACCGACGCCCUCGAGGACGAACGGUUCAUGGAGAAUCCUCUGGUGACGGGGGCGCCCCACAUCCGCUUCUAUGCUGGAGCACCGCUGGUGACCAGCAACGGCAUGCGGCUGGGCUCGCUGUGCGUCAUCGACAAGGAGCCGCGCCACCUGGACGCCGAGCAGCUCAUGGUGCUGGCCAACUUUGCAGAGGUGGUUGUGCGUGAGAUCGAGAAGGACAUCGCGCGGAAAGAGGAGACGGACCGGCUGCGCAGUCAGACAUCAGGGCUCAUAGGGGCGAUGGACUGCUUCUCAGAGGGCAUCAUGCUGGUCAACACCGACUAUGAGGAGUGGAACAUCCUCUUUGUCAAUGAUGCCUGGUCCAGGGUCACAGGAUUCUCCAGGGAGGAAGGUCUGGGGAAGCCAGUGUUCAAACUCUUUGAGAUCCCCGGCACGAGUCAUGAGGCGGCCAUGGCGCAGUACAGAGGAGUUGUGAAGAAGCACACCAGCUUCACAAUUGACCUCCUUCGGAACACACCGGAUGGCCGCAGCUUUAGAUACGUGACGAACUUCAGGCCUGCUUCAACGGAUGCACUGGACAACAAUAAGCCGAUCGGCAUCCCAGGGUUUGCCGAGUGGCCCUCAGGCCAAGCAGACCAGUACUACUUUGUCACGGUGACAGAGAAGGCGAUGAUGAGCCUGGAGGAGCCGAUGCUGCCAGGGCAGGAGCCCAAGUGGGCUCCCAAGCAGGUGGGGGGCGCUGCCAAGAGGCAUCCCUGGGAGGACGUGGAGCUGGGGCCCCUGAUUGGCCAGGGGUCCUUUGGGAAGGUCUACCGUGGCGUCUGGAAUGGCGCCCCCGUCGCUGUGAAGAUCAUCCACAUGGCAAAUGACUCAUCCAUGAUCCCGGUCGCAAACGACAACGCUGCCGACCCGGACUUUGUGGCGGGCGCUGGCCUUGCCUCGGCCACGCCGUCCUCCACCAUGCGCGGCGCCCUGGAGGCCAUGCACUCCGUCGACCUGGGCCACCCCAACAUCGUGCAGACCUUCAAGUCCACUCAGCGCGCCGUGCAGAGCGGGCAGGAGGGGCGGCAGAGCAUAUCUUCGCCAGACCAGGAGUCAUGUGGGCGGCAAUUCACAGAGACCUGGCUCGUGCUGGAGUACUGUGACAAGGGCAACCUGCAGGAUGCUGUGGACAGGGGGGUCUUCAACCGGCACCGCCCUGAGUCCAUCGAUGGCAGCGCAUCAGGAGCCCUCAAGCACACCUGCAAUGUGACGGCUGUCAGGGAGACUGCUAUGGAGAUUGCCAGCGCUCUUGCGUACCUGCACAACAUCAACAUCUUGCAUGGGGACCUUUCCGGCGGCAACAUACUGCUCACGUCCAGCAGUAAGGACACGAGGAAGUUCACAUGCAAGGUGGCUGACUUUGGGCUCAGCAGGGUGCUGUCGCAAGAGGCCAUCAGCACAGGCACCUUUGGGACGGUGACACACAUGCCGCCAGAGCUGCUGACAACUGGCCGGCUUAGUAAGUCGGUGGAUGUGUAUGCCUUUGGCGUGCUCUUGUGGGAGAUGUGCACCGGCAAGCGGCCCUGGGCGGGACUCAUGCAAAUGCAGGUGAUUUUCCACGUGACGAUCCAGAACAAGUCGCUGGAGUUCCCUCCAACUGUGCCUGAGGAGCUGUCCAGCAUCGGCGCCCAAUGCAUGAGCAAGGACCCGGCCAACCGGCCCACCAUGAAGGAGGUGGUUGCGGCUCUGGAAAAGCUGGAGGUUGCUCAAUGAUUGGUGGGGCUUGUUUGGAGAGAGAAGAGACUGAAGGGCGCGUUCUGCUUGAAUUCACGCUUAGGUGUUCGGGUUUGCAACAACUUCGUCGGGACGUGAGAGGGAUUUUUCAAGGGCACCUUUGGUUCUGCGAGCUUGUUUUGAUCUUCAAGCUGUUGUGCAUGUGAUUGUCCGAUUGGCAAGUUGGAAUCAGGAAAUCCGUUCUAUGGGGAGGGGCUCACUCACCAGGACUCACCUUCAGCUUUGCCUGAAGCUGCGCUGCAUGCAGCCUGCAGGACCCCUGUCAGACCAACUUUACACGGAUUUUGCUUUUUGCUCGACAAGAAUGCAGACAUGCCACUUGGCCCGUUGGCUGCCUGGCUCCUGGUUUGAACUCCCACAAAAGGAAAACCACAUCCAGGGCCUGACAGCCAGGAUCCAAGCUCCACAAGUGAGCAUCCAGUGCUGCCGUUGAUCACUUCUGGUUAAUUUGCUGAAUUGACGUGUCAGGUUCGGAUGCCUCACUAGCACUGCAUCAAGGAAUGAAGAUUUGAGGUGAUUGAUUGGAUCCCCAAAUUUGACAACAGCUAUACAAGGGCACACAAGCUUUAGUGAUCAGCUUGCUGGCCAAUUUCCGGCCAGACCCCCUUAAGAGACCAGUUAAUUCUGCAAGUUUGACAUUUUGAUAGCGUCAUCGUGCAGCGGCUGCAGUAUAUACAUUCAUGGGUGCUGCGCAGUAUGCCAAUGUCAUGGGAACCAUUGCUUUGUAAGGCCACCUAUGCAGUC